Pongo pygmaeus (Bornean orangutan) is the source of this 704-nucleotide messenger RNA. Its product is annotated as cytochrome c oxidase assembly protein COX11, mitochondrial-like. The record is from RefSeq and is a predicted model, not a curated record. Gene Ontology annotation, cellular component: mitochondrial inner membrane. Bases 9 to 704 code for a protein of 231 amino acids. NCBI's taxonomy places the organism in Eukaryota, Metazoa, Chordata, Mammalia, Primates, Hominidae. Gene Ontology annotation, molecular function: copper ion binding. The transcript is spliced from 3 exons.
AGGGGGUUAUGGGAGGGCUCUGGCAUCCGGGAUGGAGGCGCGUCGCUUUCUGUGGCUGGCGCUGGAUCCACCCUGGGUCUCUAGCCAGGGCUGCAGAGAGGGUAGAGCCGUUUCUUAGGCCAGAGUGGAGUGGGACAGGAGGUGCCGAGAGACGACUGUGGUGGCUUGGGACAUGGAAGCGCUGCAGCCUUCGAGCCCGGCAUCCAGUAUUGCAGCCGCCGCGGCGGCCUGAGAACUCGAACCCUCUCACGCGCGCGCAGCAGGAGGAGCGGCGGAGGCGGAACAAGACGACCCUCACUUACGUGGCCGCUGUCGCCGUGGGCAUGCUGGGGGCGUCCUACGCUGCCGUACCCCUUUAUCGGCUCUAUUGCCAGACUACUGGACUUGGAGGAUCAGCAGUUGCAGGUCAUGCCUCAGACCAGAUUGAAAACAUGGUGCCUGUUAAGGAUCGAAUCAUUAAAAUUAACUUUGAUGCAGAUGUGCAUGCAAAUCUCCAGUGGAACUUUAGACCUCAGCAAACAGAAAUAUAUGUGGUGCCAGGAGACACAGCACUGGCGUUUUACAGAGCUAAGAAUCCUACUGACAAACCAAUAAUUGGAAUUUCAACAUACAAUGUUGUUCUGUUUGAAGCUGGACAGUAUUUCAAUAAAAUACAAGCUUCAAAGCUGCACAGAGUCUACCCUUUAGAGAAUUGGCACCUUUGA